Molecule: messenger RNA, 1145 nt
Organism: Schizosaccharomyces japonicus yFS275
Lineage: Eukaryota; Fungi; Ascomycota; Schizosaccharomycetes; Schizosaccharomycetales; Schizosaccharomycetaceae
Product: 26S proteasome regulator
Exons: 2
Coding region: 142-780 (212 amino acids)
Biological process (GO): protein folding; proteasome regulatory particle assembly
Source: RefSeq, a predicted model, not a curated record
GGCAUUUUUAUUUCAUUUUGUCUUUUUCAUUAAUAGAGUUUUCGCCUACACAACACGUGAAACUCUAAAUGUUGUCAACGUCAUAAAAUCCAUAAAAGGCGAAAGCUUGAACUCGAGCAGAACCAAAAAAGUCAAUUAGCCAUGGACAAAUAUAAAGAGCUUGAAGCGCGGAAAAAAGAAAUUGAGAAAGAGCUUGAGACGCAAGAGACCGUUUUACUAAGGGAAAAUGUCAACAUGGAUACUCCAUUGAUCACGGUGGACGGAUUUCCACGGUCGGAUAUUGACGUUGCAGCCAUCCGAAUUGCUCGUUCAAAAAUUAACGCUUUAAAAAAUGAUCAUCGACAAGUGGAACAGGAACUUCUGGAACUGUUACCACAGCUGUUUCAACAAAGUCAAUCUCCCCCGCAAAGGGAACAGACGAAAAGCGUUGAGCCUGAAUCACUCUUUUCUCCUAGCACACAAAUUGAAUCCGAGUCAACAGGUACAGCCACUGUUCCUACUCUGGGUCGUUAUCCCACAUUUUGUUAUGUCGAUGCCGUAUCACCAGGCAGUCCAAUUCAAGAAGCUGGAGUCUGUUUGGGUGACGAAAUUGUUCGUUUUGGUACGGCUACUCAAAUGUCUGAUCUCUCAGUCGCCGUUCAAGCCAACGAAAACAAACCCAUUUCGGUUAUGCUUGCACGCGAUCAGGGCAAUGGCUCUCACACCCUCGUAACCCUUCUCGUUACUCCCCGACGCUGGAAUGGCCCUGGUCUUUUAGGCUGCCACCUAAUGCCCAAGUAAGUAGGUGUACAUAUUCUACAAAUAUGUACACAAAAGCUAGGUAUGAUGAACAUGAUUAUAAGUACAAUACGGAACAAGCCAGUUUAGUUUGAAACUCAAUUUUGAACUCAAGUUCGUCUCGCGAAAAAAAAUACGUAUCAUUAUUUACAGCAAUUGCUGUUCAUCUAACAUUACGCUCGUAAACCAGAAAAAAAAUAAGAAAAGUCUAUGAAGCGGAGUCUUUGGCAAAAAGGAGAGCGGGCAUGUUUGUGUAUAAUAAAAAAAAGACGUGGCACAAGAAUAAAAUAAAAUGGUACAAGGAGUCAGGGUACCACAGCCAGAACAGAAACGGCGGUAUAAAGGAAGCAAUGAGGAAAAAGGAAGCG